Molecule: messenger RNA, 1612 nt
Organism: Aedes aegypti (yellow fever mosquito)
Lineage: Eukaryota; Metazoa; Arthropoda; Insecta; Diptera; Culicidae
Product: sugar transporter ERD6-like 1
Exons: 3
Coding region: 135-1574 (479 amino acids)
Biological process (GO): transmembrane transport
Cellular component (GO): membrane
Molecular function (GO): transmembrane transporter activity
Source: RefSeq, a predicted model, not a curated record
ACUACGAUUCAGUUUGUCAACAAGUGGUACAGCUGAAGGGUUUACUGUUCGAGUGUUACUCAUUGCUCAUUGAUUUUGUUGGAGGGAAAAAAGGUCGUAGAAAGUGAAACUGUUUAUUACGAGCGCGAGUCAACAUGGGGGGCUGCGGACAAUGGAUCGAGAUGACGCAGAAGAACAAGCCGCAAUCAAAUACCCUUUCGGCAGGCGCCAUGACCCUGCUGACCAGCGGUAUGAUGGUCGGUUCCACCAUCUUCAACAUGGACCUGCAAAACCAAGCGUGGACGUUCGAUCACUCCGAUAGUCUUGUCCUAGCGGUAUCGAUGAUCUUCUACAUAGCGGCAAUUGUUGGCACCCUGGCGGGUUAUCUUCUGGUCGACCGUUAUGAAAAGAAGCCUCUCUCGAAAGUCUACAUGGUGCUGGCGGUCGUCUCGUGCAUCCUGCUCAUAGUCAAACCGGAUCAUCUGGUGGUGGUCGCUUUUGCCCGCACUCUCCUUGGCCUGGCCCACGGAAUGGCCUACCUGAUCUACCCGAUUCACGGCGGAGAGACCUCGAUCAAAGAACUUCGAGGCAUGAACGUCUCCGCCGUGGGAUACUGUCUCAUGAUUGGUGCCUUGACCUUCGGCUGCGUCAGUCCCGGAGCAACCUACGGUUGGAUGGACCCGAAUCGACUGAUCGGUAUACUUGGUUUGGUGUACACUGUGUUGGGAGGACUGUUGUCCCAGUUCCUGACCUACGAAUCGCCUGUGUUUCUCCUGCAGCGAGGACGCGAUGCCGAAGCUGUCAAAAGCAUGAUGAAGCUACGGAAUGAAUCCACUGAAACAUGGGAGAUCCGAAAUGAUCUUACCGAGUUCAGAACCAUGUUGGAAGAGGAUGAACAGGGGUCUCGAUCCAUCUUUAAGGAUGGAAACCUUCGACCUCUGAUUUUGCUGUCACUUUGCAAAGUUGCGUCGGUGCUGUCGUUCAACAUGGCCUUGAAUUUGGUUCGUCUACGGCUUCUCGAUCAGCUCUUCGGAAUGGAACAGUACAGUAUGGCUGCGGUGAUCAUUCUCCUGGUGAGGAUAACCAUGGGAACGAUCAUUCUAUUCGUAAUCGACAGAUUUGGACGCAGGGCGACCAUGGUCACAUCGACGUUUGGAAGCGGAUUUAUUCUGGUGAUUUUGGGGAUCAUCUACCUGGCAAAUGAUUCAUUCAAUCGGGACAUCGGAAUCGCGAUCAUGCUGGCGUACGAAGUGGUCGCUUCAUUGGGAGUUACCUUCGUUCCAGAUGCGUAUUGCUCGGAGGCUUUCAGCACGAAGAAGAAGGCGGCUUCGAUUGGUGUUGUGAACACGGUGGAGAAUGCUUUGCAGAUUCUGAUCGCUUGUGUUGUAUUUUCGUGGGAUUUCGCGAGCACUUACCACUACGGAGGAGUGAUGUUGACUUUCGGGGUACCGAUGGUGCUGCUGGCAGUCGCAUUCUACAUGAAACUACCGGAGACUACCAAGAUGACGAUCCGGCAGUCGCGGAAUGAGUUUUCCAAACGAGGGGAAAUCGUUUUCGGAGGGACUAAGCGGCCGAUGACUUAUUUGAAUGAGUGAAUAGAUAAAAAUAAAAUAAAAUACUUUAUGUUAAAUUA